CUAAUAAUAGGUUCAUUGUCUCCAACUUAUAAUAAUGUGAUUUUUAUUGUUAUAGGUCCAUGUGAGGUGGAAACAGGACAGUCUAGUAUUAUAGUUGACAUUGAGGAAAGCAGAGGAGACCAGGUUAACCAAAGCACGAUACCAGCCGACCUUCCCAUAGUGGGGGAGCCAGAUGUAGAUGUGAUAUUAUCCACGGUGUUCCCUAAGGGCCCAACGCUGUUUCAGCUUGAUGGAAAGCGUUUGCAGCUGCUGCAGCCGCUUGAUAGGGACGCUGACAAUUUGUCGCAUAUGGUAUUUCAGUUGGUUUGUCAGGUGAAAGCCACGAAGAAGAGGCGGACCAUACCGGUGAUUGUCAGAGUGUCUGAUAUCAACGACAACGCGCCUAUAUUCCAAGGGACGCCGUAUGAAGCCAGCGUCUCCGAGUUAGCACCAAUUGGCACAACAAUAUUUGAAGGCGUCAGAGCUGUAGACAUGGACGCCGGCGUCAACGGCCUAGCCGAAUACUUCAUUAUACCAGGUGAUAACGCCACAUUGGAGAAGAACAAUGCUGCGGAUGGUUAUGGAUUCUUCGCGAUUCCCCUGCCCCAUGUUGGUCACGUGACUGUUAAUAGAAGUCUGGAUUAUGAACGCACUCAGCAGUAUCUAGUCACAAUCGUCGCUGCUGACCGCGCACGUGAUACAAAGAGACGUCUUUCGAGCACCACCACGAUGACAGUGACUGUUCAAGACGAUGAUGAUCAAGACCCCUCUUUUAUAUACAAGGGCUGCACUUUACACGAAGGCGCUUGCUUUAAUCCAGAAUACACUAGCUAUGUCAACAGUGGAGUACUAGCUGGAAUCCUAACCAUCGAACCAGAGAAGAUCCAAGCAGUCGACAUGGAUACUUUAGACGCUAGGAUACGGUACAGCAUUGAGAGUGGCGAGCCAGACUCCUGGGCGACUUACUUCGCAAUAGAUCCUAACACAGGCGCUGUGAGGCAACUUGUUCCUGUUGAUACUACUAUUGCUAAGAAGUUUCAACUAGAUAUUAAGGCUGAGGAAGUAUCAGAAGCAAAGCGUUUCACUACAGCGAAGUUGACGAUCACAGUGCGGCCGGUGGAUGCAAGUCCGCCGGUGGUCGCCGCGUCAUCAGACGAGGGGCAAGUUGAAGAGAACUCUCCUAAAGGCACCAAGGUCUUAGACGCCAAUGGUGAACCUAUCAAACUGACAGUUUCUGAUCCUGAUUUGGGUCCUGGUGAUCCGGUGCCAAAAUACACAUUCGAGCUGACGACAAACUUCUUCGACAUCGACAAAGAUGGCCACCUCGUGGUCAGUGAUGAGACGCUUGAUCGCGACCCACCGAAUACUGGCAAAUUUAGAAUACAGGUUGUAGCUCGAGAAGCUAACGGUGGCGCGGCUUCGGCCCCGUACUCAUUAGCCGUACAUUUGAUAGACCAGAAUGAUAACGCGCCGGUCAUUCCGAAGACACCACCCAUCACCGUGCCGGCGAGCUUGGAGCCCACACCUGUCCAUAAGGUGGAGGCGGUAGACAUUGACGAGGGUGAGAACGCUCGCAUAACAUACAGUCUGUACCACGUGUCUAACAACGGCGCCAACAAGUUCACUAUAGACCCUAACACGGGUGUUAUAUCAAGCACAGGCCGCUUACAAGCAGGGGAACAGUACAGUGUAACGAUCCGAGCCAGUGAUGCCAAGGGACUCAGUUCCCAGGGUAUAGUGGAACUGCGAGUGGCCCCUGGCCCUAAUACCAAGGCUCCGGCGUUCACUGCGAGGGACUACUACGCGCCGGUGUCAGAGGGCGCUGCUAUCAACUCUACUGUUACCACUGUUACUGCGAAGGAUCCAGAGAAUGAACCGGUGACGUACUCGAUAGUGUCCGGCAACGAUCUCCGUCAGUUCGCGAUCGGAUCAAACACCGGCAUUAUCACUGUCAUCAGAAGUCUAGACAGAGAGGUCCUUACGCGAUAUCAACUGAUGGUAAAAGCUGAGGAUCCAGGAAAACUAGCGAGCACGGCCACUGUUAACAUCAAAGUAACAGAUAUCAACGACAAUAACCCCAAGUUCGACGAAGACUCAUAUCUGUUUCAUGUUAAAGAAGGCGUCUCAGGUGAAUUUGUUGGUUAUGUUCACGCCACUGAUGCUGAUGAGGGGGUAAACGCGAUGAUAACUUACAGUAUACCGACGCACCUACCUUUCUCCAUAGAUAAUAGUACAGGCAUGAUUAGUACUCUUACGAAACUUGACUAUGAAAAAACCAAGGACUACUCGUUCGUAGUGACGGCGACAGACGGCGCCGUGGACAAGCGGCUCGGCACCGCGUCCGUCACCGUGCAGGUGCAGGACGUGCCCGACGAGGUGCCCAUGUUCCCACUGCCGCUCUACUCCGUGCAUGUACCCGAAAAUGUACCUAAUUACCCCGUCGUUAAGGUUCAGGCAAAAGAUCCAGACACAAUUCCAGAAAUAACAUACACUAUAAUGAUCGGAGACACCGAUUUAUUCUCCAUCGACAGAAAGAGUGGGUUAAUUAGAACUUUAAAGGCACUAGAUAGAGAAAUAGCGGCAAGACAUGAACUCAUAGUAGGCACUGAGGAAAACAAUGAGCAGGGACCAGGAGCAACCACUACUGUCGAGAUAUUGGUCGAUGACAAAAACGAUAACGCACCUAUAUUCACGUCAGUGAUCCGUCCGGUGACUAUCGAGGACUCCGCCUCCAUCGGCAGCAUGGUGCAGACCGUCGUGGCCGUGGACUCCGACGACACCGCGCCCAACAACCGCGUGCGAUACAAACUCGUCGGCCGCGGAAGGUUCUCCAAGUACUUCCACGUCGAGUCGGACUCCGGCGUGCUGAGGGUCCGCGACGACUUGAGGAAGGAGACUGAUAGCGAAUAUACG
Molecule: messenger RNA, 2892 nt
Organism: Manduca sexta (tobacco hornworm)
Lineage: Eukaryota; Metazoa; Arthropoda; Insecta; Lepidoptera; Sphingidae
Product: cadherin-99C-like
Biological process (GO): homophilic cell-cell adhesion
Cellular component (GO): plasma membrane
Molecular function (GO): calcium ion binding
Source: RefSeq, a predicted model, not a curated record